UACCAUGCUUAUGUGGAAGUGCCCCGUGCCUGCUCUGCCGGUGCUGCCCCAGUGGAAACAACUCUACCAUAACUCGGCUGAUUUAUGCAUUCUUUUUACUCCUUGGUGUGAGUGUUGCCUGUGUGAUGUUAAUACCAGGCAUGGAAGAGCAACUGAAGAAGAUUCCUGGAUUUUGUGAUGGAGGGAUGGGAACCACUAUUCCUGGUGUGCACGGCCAUGUGAAUUGCGAUGUACUAGUUGGUUAUAAAGCUGUGUACCGGGUGUGCUUUGGUAUGGCCAUGUUCUUCCUUCUCUUCUCCUUAUUGAUGAUCAAAGUGAAGAGCAGCAAUGACCCAAGAGCAGCGGUGCACAAUGGAUUCUGGUUCUUUAAAUUUGCAACAGCACUUGCAAUUAGUGUUGGAGCUUUCUUCAUACCAGAAGGACCAUUUACAACAGUGUGGUUUUAUGUAGGUAUGGCUGGAGCAUUCUGCUUUAUUCUUAUUCAGCUGGUCUUGCUUAUUGACUUUGCCCACUCCUGGAAUGAAUCUUGGGUUGAAAAAAUGGAGGAAGGAAACUCAAGAUGCUGGUAUGCAGCUCUGCUGUCAGCUACAGCUGUCAACUAUCUGCUGUCUCUAGUAGCUAUUGUCUUGUUUUAUGUUUAUUACACUCAUCCAGAAGGUUGUUCUGAAAACAAGACAUUCAUCAGUGUUAAUAUGCUGCUGUGUAUUGGUGCUUCUGUAAUGUCAAUUCUGCCAAAGAUUCAGGAAUCUCAGCCAAGAUCUGGUUUGCUGCAGUCUUCUGUGAUCACCAUUUAUACGAUGUACUUGACUUGGUCAGCUAUGACCAACGAACCAGAUAGGCGCUGUAACCCAAGCUUGCUGAGCAUCAUCGGUUACAACAGCACCACCAUUCCAACCCAAGGUCAGGUAGUUCAGUGGUGGGAUGCACAAGGAAUCGUAGGACUCGUUUUGUUUUUGCUGUGUGUUCUCUAUUCAAGCAUCCGGACAUCCAACAACAGCCAAGUUAACAAGCUGAUGCUGACCAGUGAUGAAUCAACACUGAUAGAGGAUGGAAUGCCCAGGAGUGAUGGCUCCCUUGAUGAUGGAGAUGAUGUUCACCGAGCCAUAGAUAACGAGAGGGAUGGAGUUACUUACAGUUACUCCUUCUUUCAUUUCAUGCUUUUCCUGGCCUCACUGUAUAUCAUGAUGACACUUACCAACUGGUACAGUCCGGAUUCUUCUUACGAGACCAUGACCAGCAAAUGGCCAUCUGUCUGGGUGAAGAUCUCUUCCAGCUGGAUUGGCAUCGUGCUGUACGUCUGGACUCUGGUUGCGCCACUGGUUCUUACAAACCGUGACUUUGACUAAGCUGUGCCGCUCUCCAAGGAGAUCGCGCUCGCUUCACCGCGUCUUUGAAACAAACAGUAUUCCAGAUAGUAGUGCAGUUGUAAAUACGUGUGUGUGUGUGUGCACGCGUGCGUGUGCUGUCUGUGUAGUACACCCUGCUUUAUUCUGCAUGAUUACCUUGAAUCAUGUCUCUUGUCGUGUCACUAAAUGACUUUUUCUAGCUGAGCUCAGUGACAAUUGCUCUAAUGAUGGUUUCCAUAGGAUUGCUCCUGGAUUGAGUGCUCUGGGAGCGGUAGAUCUAAGAUCAAGACCUUUUUGGAAAUAGUUGGGUUUUUUUCCCCUCAAUUGCAUUAAAUAGUUGUAGGAGAAAAGGAGCAGGUGUUAAUUAGGGUAAGAAACCAGUAUUAGAUCAGGCUUUGCAAGCAAAGGAGGGGCUGCCUUUCAUGAUCCCUGUUGCCUU
Molecule: messenger RNA, 1785 nt
Organism: Egretta garzetta (little egret)
Lineage: Eukaryota; Metazoa; Chordata; Aves; Pelecaniformes; Ardeidae
Gene: SERINC1
Product: serine incorporator 1
Exons: 9
Coding region: 126-1346 (406 amino acids)
Cellular component (GO): membrane
Source: RefSeq, a predicted model, not a curated record